Mucor mucedo is the source of this 908-nucleotide messenger RNA. RefSeq lists its product as uncharacterized. The record is from RefSeq and is a predicted model, not a curated record. NCBI's taxonomy places the organism in Eukaryota, Fungi, Mucoromycota, Mucoromycetes, Mucorales, Mucoraceae. The coding region runs from base 25 to 822 and encodes 265 amino acids. The transcript has a single exon.
UUCCGUUUAUAUUUUCUUUUCAUAAUGGCCAGUCUUGAUUAUUCAUUUGUAGCACCACUUAUUUUAUGGUCUAUUGUAACAAUAAAUGCUGCUGUAUUUUGCUUUAUCAAGAAGCCAUUCUACAAAUUGCUUGUAAUUCGUGCUACUUUUAUCCCUGUUAUAUUUGGAUUACUGUGUCAAAUCAUGAAUGCCUUAAUAGAUACGGAAUAUGCUAGUAUAUUUUCCAAAAUAAACACUUGCAGGACUAUUUUUGACAUUAUCAGUCGAUCAUUUGGGCCUGCGCCCGGACUGAUUGCCUACCUACUCAUGUCGAGAAAAAGGGGUAACAAAGCUGGUGUAUGUAUUGCUUACUUGGGGUGUCUGUGGAUUGUUGUCUUGAUGGUUGCUAGCUUUGUGGUUUUGCUGAUACAUAAACGGGGAAGUACUUUUAAAGAUAGUACAUAUGACUUUGUGUAUUGCGGACAGCUUGGAUUUGCUAUUGUCUUUGUGGUUUUGAUCCUGAUGCAUCGAAAUACAUUACAUGGAGCAGCAAAUAUCAGCCUGAUUGCUUACAGCAUCCUGCUUAUAUUGUCAGAAACAUUUAAAGUGGUCUUAUAUCUUGUUUAUUUUUUAAAGGCAAUCGAUCAGUAUGUUAUCCAACUGAUCUUUGUUGAAUUUACAAUGACUUUGUCUCUCUUGCUUGCAGUUUUUUUUGGUCCUUUUUGGACAAAUUAUACACCUUUAGAACGCAAAGAUAAGGACGAAGGAGACACUGACGCUGACGAGGACAAAUUUGAAGAUAUAAGCGAGGAUAAUUCUACAGACAGCUGUUUUGUUAUGUAAUCAAUGACAGAAUAAGAUUGUAAAACACACACACACGCACACAUUAAAUUACAUUCAAACCAAAACUUAUUUAGUAUAAAGACCUG